Molecule: messenger RNA, 1513 nt
Organism: Epinephelus fuscoguttatus (brown-marbled grouper)
Lineage: Eukaryota; Metazoa; Chordata; Actinopteri; Perciformes; Serranidae
Gene: tmem147
Product: transmembrane protein 147
Exons: 8
Coding region: 111-788 (225 amino acids)
Source: RefSeq, a predicted model, not a curated record
GGUUGCACCAACCUUAGUUCCGGUUGUCAUUCAACGAGACAGUUGAACGACAAUCUGCCUCUUUUCGGCUCUUCAGACACACAGGGAGCUGAAUUUUGUGACCAGACAUCAUGACACUUUUCCACUUCGGGAACUGCUUCGCUCUGGCGUAUUUCCCUUACUUUAUAACAUACAAGUGCAGCGGCCUCUCAGAGUACAAUGCCUUCUGGAGAUGUGUCCAGGCUGGAGCAACCUACCUGUUUGUCCAACUCUGUAAGAUGCUGUUCCUAGCUACAUUUUUCCCCACAUGGGAAGGAGGAGCUGGAGUUUAUGACUUUGUUGGGGAAUUUAUGAAGGCAACAGUGGACCUGGCAGACUUGUUGGGUCUCCAUCUGGUGAUGUCUCGUAAUGCUGGUAAAGGGGAGUACAAGAUCAUGGUGGCUGCCAUGGGCUGGGCGACAGCAGAGCUUGUGAUGUCCAGGUGUCUUCCUCUGUGGGUGGGAGCCAGAGGGAUUGAGUUUGACUGGAAAUACAUCCAGAUGAGCUUUGACUCUAACAUUAGUUUGAUUCAUUACAUCGCCAUGGCAGCAGUAGUGUGGAUGUUCACACGAUAUGACCUUCCUAAGAGCUUCAGACUUCCUGUUACUGUGCUGCUGGCCCUUUGUGUCUACAAGGCCUUCUUAAUGGAGUUGUUUGUCCAUGUCUUCCUGUUGGGCAGUUGGACAGUGUUGCUGGUGAAAGCUGUGCUGACUGGUGCCAUCUCUCUCUGCUCACUGUUUCUCUUCGUCACUCUGGUCCACAGUAACUAAGUACAGCUCGGCACCCUGGGAAAAGCCUUCAACAGUCUCUUGAUUGUGAUAAAUCAGAAGCUGACUCCUGAUACCUUUUCAGUCUACAUAUCACCAUACAAUCUACCAAAGACUACUGGAAAAUUAUUGUUGAUACUGGGUAGCUGGACUGGUCUGAUGAAUAAACAAGGUCAAGCUACCAACCAGUAAGCUAACCAGUGCUACCAGUUUGUUUUGAUCAGUCUGUAUGGACCAUUGAUGGAAAACAUACACUGAAGCUUUGUUUGUGUUUAGUCCACCAGUUCUAACUGCAGGUUGAGUGGAGACAUCGGGGAAGGUUCCUAAAUGAUUUGUUUACCUGAGCUGUAUUGCUUUUGUUAAAAGUUGAAUUUCGUACAAAAACACCCACAGAUGAACCGAGACUUUUUGCAUACUUCAUUCUUUUUUAUGUGUUGUCCAAUAAGCCAGCGUAAAUGCUUAGAUCAUACAGUAAAGUGAAUUUAUAACAAUCACACUGAUAGUUCCUCUUUAUCAAUUUAUUUAUAUACAAGUAAAUAUUACAAUUAGUUCAAACCUAACUGUGACUAGAUUUUUCUAAUUAUUGAAGAAAUUGUAUGAACAAUUUAAAGUCAAAAACAGGCCCACUGAAUGAAUAAAUUGAGGUCCACUCAGCAUUAUGACACAAUGUGUUGUAUUGUAACACCUGUGAUUUUGUCAUGAAAAUAAUAAAUGUUUUUUUUGUCUUA